Chiroxiphia lanceolata (lance-tailed manakin) is the source of this 2913-nucleotide messenger RNA. It is a transcript of the gene THAP11, whose product is annotated as THAP domain containing 11. Bases 69 to 812 code for a protein of 247 amino acids. Gene Ontology annotation, biological process: regulation of transcription by RNA polymerase II. Gene Ontology annotation, cellular component: nucleoplasm. NCBI's taxonomy places the organism in Eukaryota, Metazoa, Chordata, Aves, Passeriformes, Pipridae. Gene Ontology annotation, molecular function: RNA polymerase II cis-regulatory region sequence-specific DNA binding. The transcript has a single exon. The record is from RefSeq and is a predicted model, not a curated record.
GUGGGAGCUGUAGUUCGGCGGGGCCGCUCGCCCCGGGCGCCGCGGGCGUCCCCCGGCCCCGCGAGGCCAUGCCGGGCUUCACCUGCUGCGUGCCGGGCUGCUACAACAACUCGCACCGCGACAAGGCGCUGCACUUCUACACCUUCCCCAAGGACGAGGAGCUGCGGCGCCUCUGGCUCAAGAACGUCUCCCGGGCGGGCGUCAGCGGCUGCUUCAGCACCUUCCAGCCCACCACGGGCCACCGCGUCUGCAGCGAGCACUUCCAGGGCGGCCGCAAGUCCUACCUGGUGCGGGUGCCCACCAUCUUCCCGCUGCGCGGCGUCAACGAGCGCAAGGCUCAGCGGGCCCGGCGCCCCCGCCCCGCCGCCGCCGCCGCCGCCGCCCCGCCGGGCCCCGCCGCCGCCGCCGCCGAGGCCCCUGCAGGGGGCGCGGCCGAGGACGUGAAGCCCAUCGACCUGACGGUGCAGGUGGAGCUCGGGGCCGCCGACACCGUCGGGCCCAUCCCCGCGCGGCUGCCGGUGCCGGUGCCGGUGGUGGCGGCGGCGGCGGCGGCGGGGGAGGAGAGCCAGGCGGAGGGCGGCCCCCCCGACCACUCGUACUCGCUGUCGUCGGGCACCACGUCGGAGGAGCUGCUGAGGAAGCUGAACGAGCAGCGCGACAUCAUCGCGCUGCUGGAGGUGAAGAUGAAGGAGAUGAAGGGCAGCAUCCGCCGCCUGCGCCUGGCCGAGGCCCAGCUCCGCGAGGAGAUCCGCGAGAAGGACCGGCUGCUCCACGCCGCCAGCGCCGGCACCCGCAAGCGCCACGGCCUCUGAGGGCGCCCGGCGCGGGGCUCUCCGUCCCAGAGUCCCCGCCGCCCUCGGAGAGGUGCCGGGCAGGGCGGGGGUGGGAUGGACCGCGGCCCCUCAGCCCCCGGCUGUCGCCGCCCGGUCCCUCCCGCCCGCGCCACAGCGGCCCCCAGCCGGGCGAGCCCUCGCCAUCGGAUUGCCCUGCCUGGGCUGGAUCAGCUCGGUGCCCAACCCCGUUAUCACCCCGACGUUACCCCCGAUGUUGUCACCUCACACCGGGCACAUCAAACCCGCUCUGUGCCGGCAGUGUCGGAUCGCGCUGCUCGUAGCGUGGCUGGGGCCCGAGCCGUCACUGAGUGGAUGUAGGAUAUCAGUUUUCGGCAAACAAACAAACUCGCUCUGUACCGAGUGUGGUAACAGCAACACUACCCUGGAGAAGGCGUGUCCGGCUGCCCGGGCACUGCACCCGCCAUAGGAAUGACCCGGCGAUGCCGCGUCCGGCCUCGCUCAGCGGAGGCACGAGGAAAGCUUUAGAAACCCUCUCAGGGUGAUGUGUUCCUUCAGUAAAUUACUGAUACCAUAACAGACUGCUGUCCCUGGCGUGACAGAACCCCCAGAUUAAAGAGUGCUCUUGUACCUUGUAGUUUCUGCUUUCUCCGCAGCGCGUGCGUGUUCGUUACGGGCGUCUCGAUGCUCUCGGCACUAGGAAGGAUUACAGACUGGGACAAGGAACCCGGUGGCAUUUGACAGCUGUAGUUUAUCUCAUUGGCUUAAGACUCCUUCUAAUGAAACGGAGGCUUUGUAACACGUUGGAAUUUUAAUCCUUGGCUUUCGUUCAGAGAACCGGGAUGAAACAGAAGCGAAGCGAGUUUACCUGCAGUGGUUGCAAACCUUUGCUGUCUAAUCCUCAACUAGUUGGCAUGACUAAUAAUCUGUACAUUAGGCAAGACCAUACUGAAACCUGCUUGCGUGUUCUAAACCAAGAUUUAAGAGUAUUGUAACAAAUCUAUGUGGAAUGAUUGUGUAGUUUCUGUUUCUAGCCAGCAUCAGUCCCCUCACUUUCUGCGACAGGAAACCAAAUCUGCGUUGGCUAGAAAGAGGGUGGAGUGAGGGUAGCAAGGCCACAAGUUUGGGUUGGUUACUAGUUCCAGCUAAGCUGGUGGAACAGAUACCUCAGCACCCUGGAGGAGGAGGAGAGUAUCUGGUGCCCCAGCACAGCCCUGUGGCGAUGCAUCGAUGACAGUGGAUGUUGAGAACAAAAGGCACUUCACCACACUGUGCCCAUAUUCACCUUCGAGCGAGGAGUGCCCAGGGGUUUCCUGGGUCUGUGAGAUCCUUCUGGAACCCGAGUGCGUUGCACUCGGUGGAUUGGGAUGUCACUUUUACUGAAUUUUAUAGAGGUAUUUUCUAAGUGUAAAAAGUAUCUUUAGUUUGAAAUUAUGUAAUCUUUGUAACACUGGCUAAUGUAGCUUUACAACCAUCAGCUUCAACACUGUGUAGGACCGAAAAAAAGGGCACUGUGGGGUUUGGUAGCCAGAGGUUUCUCUUUUGAUCCUGGAGCCCGUUCAGCUCCAGGCUGUCCCAGCCUGCUAUGUGAUGCAUGGGUCAUUUUUCUAUUGUGUGCCAAGUUGGAUGGUCAACUGUAAGGAUACUUCAUGUCUAUCCAUGUACUAAGUACUUCCUGUUAUUUCAUUUUAAUUUAUUCUCUCCAAUCUGUAGCUCUCCAGCUCAUGCUACACUGAUUUUCCUGCGAGUCGAGUUAGCAGCAGUUUUUCUGUUUGGUUGGUUUGGCUUGUUGUUUUGGUUUCUUUACUGUAGGACAAGCAGAUACUUGCUCCAACAUUGGAUUUAACAUAUGAGAUUGGUCCAGCAGAUGUAGAUGCUUCCAUCAAGACAAUAGGCAGCACAACAUCCCUCCUGACAAACGAGGCCGGUUGUGCAUCCUAGAGUGUUGAGAAUGUGCAUGUCGUGACAGUCGUGGUACUUUUUUACCAUUGGGAUGCACUUCAGGAUGUUCAGCCAUUUGGCCUGCUGGACUGGUUACCUGCUGGGCUGUUUGACUUCUCCAGGUUACACUGAGGUGCUAACAUGCUUAAUUUUAAUAAAGUAUAUUUUGUUUUCUUACGUU